AUGCCAUGAAAUUUGUUCAGAUUUUUUAUUUUGAAUGGAUGGGGAGUAGCACUUGACUACUGUAAUCAAUCGUUAAUUAGCAUUAUAGAAUGCCAAAAAUCAAUGAUGGCUGAGUUUAAAUCCAAAAUGGCUCUGCUUUUAAUACUAGGUCUUGCUGCGCUUAUUGUUUGCAUUUUUAUAGCGCUUCCUUUUUAUUAUUCGAUUUUUAAGAUAGAAAAUACUCUUUGAGGGAGCAUUAGAAAAAAAGCUUUUGGCAAUAGCUCUGAGCUUAAACAAGCACUUUUAAAAAGGCUAAAAGAAAUACACCUUCAGCAGGAGUCCCUCUAUUCUUAUCAUAUAGAUUAAAAUGGUGAGUCAACCAUCUCUCUGAACACCUGUAGAUAGGGAUGCUUUGGAAGGGACAGAGCUCCGACUGCGCAUCCGGCGGAAUACAAUAUUGAGAUUGAGAACAGCAUGCUUGCUCCAGAUGAAAGUUUUAUCACUGCUCAGAGUUGGAAAAGGAAGUCCCGCCAACACCUCCUAGCCAAUUGGAAAAUUUUCUAAAGCAAUGCCGAGUUUCCAUUUUAGCCGGCAGAUAAAUUCGAAUUCUCGAAUUUUUUUGAAGUGCACGGCCCUUGUAUCUGAAUAAGUGCAAGCGCUCGUCUAUGAGGAACGACGCAGUAAGAGGCCAUGUUAGGACUAGAAAGCGGCGUUAGAACGAUAAUAAAGAUAAGUCGCCCUCGGGCCUACAAAGAAGUUUCUAGAAUCAUGAUUAAGUAUUAAACCUCUUUUCUCAUCAAAAGAACUUUAUGAAGCCUUGCACUUUUAAAAGCUAUUGGAAAUAUUCUUGAAGGACACUUGCAUGCUUGCAGCUGUUAUAUUUUUCAGCUUAA
Blepharisma stoltei is the source of this 872-nucleotide messenger RNA. The record is from the annotation of a GenBank genome assembly. NCBI's taxonomy places the organism in Eukaryota, Ciliophora, Heterotrichea, Heterotrichida, Blepharismidae.